CCUGGCGCUUCGGAGCCAGCGCUUCCCGCCUCUGUGGAGACAGCCGCUGGGAAGCUGCAAGAUGUCAUUUAUCCGAGUGAACCGCUACUGUCCCCGGGGAGGGGGAAGAAAAGUACUGAAAGUAAAGAAGAAGAACCCUUCAGUGAAGCAAGAAUGGGAUAAUACUGUGAAUGAUUUAACAGUCCAUCGGGCAACUGCUGAAGAUUUGUUACGUCGUCAUGAAAUACACAAAUCAAAAAACAGAGCGUUAGUGCACUGGGAACUCCAAGAAAAAGCUUUGAAGAGAAAAUGGAGGCGGCAGAAGCCGGACAUUUCCAAUCUUGAGAAACGGAGAUUGGCUAUCAUGAAGGAGAUUCUUUCUGAUCAAUACCAGAUGCAUGAUGUAUUGGAAAGAUCUGAUCAUUUGAUGGCUGCAGCUAAAGAUCUCUUUGUUGAUUUUCCUCGCAGGCGCACAGGGUUUCCAAAUGUAACAAUGGCUCCUGAUUCUUCUCAAAACCCCAUCGCAGUAAAUCGAGACCCUGUUACCGAGGCUCUUCUGAGUGAAUCUGUCAUUGACCCUCAGGCCCUGAAUGAAAUCGAUGAUGAAGGAAGAGAAAGAACUGUUAAUAGCCAGUCAGAAGACAGCGAGCAUGAGCUGGAAAGCACUCUAAACGCUGAGUCUGACACGAAUACAGAUAGGUUUCUUCACCAACUGAAGGAAGAGAAUUCUGAGUUAAUUAAUCAACUGUGGACUGAUAUUCAGCAGAAAAUAGCAACACAGUCACAAAGAACACCCCCUCCAGCAACUGCACUACCUGCUACGUCCUCAGCUGCUCUGAAUGCUACCAGUGCUGUCAAGCGGAUCCACACGAGGCUUCAGCCUGAAGAAUCUUCCGAGACUCUAGACUCAAGCUAUAUUGUGGGACAAGUGCUGAAUGCCAGGAAGCCCAAACAGCUGUUAAAUAAAGUGAAAAGAAAACCGGAUUUGCGUGCUCCUUCCAAGCAGAAGGAAAACAUGUUGUCAACCAGCACAACCGCUGCUGACUGUCGAACUAACAGUAGCUCCAGCCUGGAUCUCCUCAAGCACAUGAUAGAGGAGGUGGAGCAUGAGAUGGAAGAGUACGAGCGGUGGACGGGCCGCGAGGUCAAGGGCCUCCAGAACAGUCAGGGGCUCACAGGGUUCACCCUGUCGCUGGUGAGCUCCCUCUGUCGCCUGGUGCGCUACCUUCGAGAGAGUGAAUUGCAACUGCGUAAAGAAGUUGAGACAAGGCAGCAACUGGAACAAGUAUUGGUUGAUCAUCGAGAACUUAUCGAUGCUCUGACAGCGGAAAUUCUUCUUCUGAGAGAAGAAAAUACUAAUAUACAGUCAAGACUUCAGCAGUACAUGGUUACCACAGAGGAGCAGAUUAUAUCACUCACACAUGUCAUUAAGAAUUGCCCGGUGGUAAAUCACAGCAGAGAAGAAAUCCAGGCAUCAGAAAGGGGGGUCAUAAGCAGAAGAAUUAUGGACGAUUCAGGCGCCUUUCGUUUCCGAAGUCCUAAUCAGCUCUCAACUUCUUCAGAGGGUCCAGCAGUAAAUGCUACUGUUUGCAGGCCAGUGAUGUUCAGAGGGGAAGAAGCAGUGGAUUACCCACAGGAGGAGCAGCCCGUUAAACUCUCUCAGGUGCCAAACCCACCAGAGAGCGUGCCUCUGGCACCCAGUUUCCCAGCACACAUAUAUGAGCCAGCGGUGCUGUUAACCCCACCCAGGCAGAAGAACAACUCAGAAUUCUCUCCUCUGCAGGAUGUAUUAAGGAGAACUGUCCAAACCCGCCCUGCUCCACGCAUUCCUGCAACUGUGGAAAUCAUUGAGAAGGAGCAAAGUUGGGAAAAGAAGACCUUACCUCUGGGCACAGACAUCCAGAAUUCAAAUGAGGAGAACCGUCUCUUCACUCAGAGGUGGAGGGUUUCCCACAUGGGGGAAGAUUUGGAGAAUAAGAACCAGGCUCCAUUUGUCAACUUAACACAGCCCCUCUGCAGUUCCCACCCAGACCCUCGGCAGGCUAGAAACCCCCUGUUCUCAGACGAGCCUUCUGUAUUGGGAGAUGGGCAACAGCUUAGGACAAAGGAGGCCCUCGUACAAAGAAAGGACAUAAUGACACGGAUUGCUGAGUUGACCCUGCAGAAUUCCGCUAUCAAGGCACAUCUGAAUAAUAUUAUUGGCCCAGGGGGCGAGCAAGGAGAUGGACCUCGGGAGUUAAGCAGACAGGAAAGUGCGAGCGACGUGGCUGCUACUUUUCCAGCUGCACAACCUCUAUCAAGUAGCAUGGAGGAGCGCAUCGCAGAGCUGAAUCGACAGAGUAUGGAGGCUCGUGAAAAGCUCCUGCAGUUGAUAGAACAGCAGAAGCUUAUCUACGGGAAUACUGCUUCUCCAACAGUGUCGCCUGUUCCGUCACCUCUCAAAGCAUGGACUGAGGGAGGGAAGAGGACUAUUGAGGUAUCUGUUCCUGCAGCAGAAGUCCCAGAAAGCUCGAAAUGCAGUACUGUCUCACCUACCAGUGGGAUAAACACAAGAAGAUCUUCAGGGGCCGCUAGUAAUUCCUGUUCUCCAUUAGAUACCACUUCAGGAAGCGGCCGAUUUGCGUCUCUUAAUCCACGAGCAAAGAUGGAGAAACAAAAUGAAGGAGGAUGGUUUGCCCUUUCUACCCAUGUGUCAUAAGUGAAGUCACCCUGUUUGUUUUCAGUAGUUUAUUUUUGAACGUGGACUCCCGUUCCUCUGCCCCUGCUUUCAAGUUUUUAGUGUUCUUUCAGAUAAACCUGCAAAGGUCUUACAAAUUCAUACUAAUGGAGCAAAGAAAUAAAGGAUUUUUUAUAAAAAAGUUGUUGGCCUUUUCAAAUAGGUUUCAAUAACCAACUUACCUCCAAAUUCUCUGUGAAUAAAAUUUUGAUUGUA
This is a messenger RNA of Echinops telfairi (small Madagascar hedgehog), 2911 nucleotides long. It is a transcript of the gene SPICE1, whose product is annotated as spindle and centriole associated protein 1. The transcript has 18 exons. The record is from RefSeq and is a predicted model, not a curated record. Gene Ontology annotation, biological process: mitotic spindle assembly; metaphase chromosome alignment; regulation of centriole replication. The coding region runs from base 62 to 2677 and encodes 871 amino acids. Gene Ontology annotation, cellular component: centrosome; centriole; spindle. NCBI's taxonomy places the organism in Eukaryota, Metazoa, Chordata, Mammalia, Afrosoricida, Tenrecidae.